Schistocerca gregaria is the source of this 2496-nucleotide messenger RNA. RefSeq lists its product as uncharacterized. The coding region runs from base 58 to 1812 and encodes 584 amino acids. The record is from RefSeq and is a predicted model, not a curated record. The transcript is spliced from 2 exons. NCBI's taxonomy places the organism in Eukaryota, Metazoa, Arthropoda, Insecta, Orthoptera, Acrididae.
UUCUCGGCAGCUUUUACCGAGCGCCUUCGGUGUACGACAGAGGGGCCGGUCGCGAUCAUGAUUAGCUGUUUUCAAAACUUCGGCUUUUUGGCGGUGCCUCGGCACCUUGUCGCGUCCAGUGGAAGGAGAGACAGCAUCUUAAGGUUGAGCAACGCGCGAGCGUGUUCGUCUGGCAGAGAUUGGAAGCACAAGUUGAAUACCGUGCCUAAGGUUCAGAGGCCGAAUUUCAGAAAUUUUGAUGGCGUCAAACCUACGGCAAAGAACCGCAGCAAGGCGGAUGCGGACAGAUCGGCUCGCAUUUUGACCCGUCCUUUUGGGUUGGGGGAUCCAAAUGUCCCGAACAGCACGUCAUCUCCGCUAGAACGCCUUGAGCAAGGUAGUGUGGCGAUGCCUGGCCAGAGAUUGUCUGAGAACGAGAAAAACAUUUUGGACAAACUCCAAAUGCAAAAAGACGCGCUAGAGGGAGCGCCCCAACCGCUGACAGACGGUGCAGUAGUAGAUAGCGAAAUGCCAGAAGAAGAAGAUCAAGAGGAGGAAGAAGAGUUCGAGCCAGAAGGUGAUGAGAUGGAGGAAGGCGAAGAAGAUAACAGCAUAUACAAAGUCCCGCCGAUAAGCGAUGCGCCAUCCGAAACAUUUGAUGAAUCGGUGGCCAAAGAGAACGAAGUAAUUCGAAACACGACCAAAUACAUAGCUUCUCACUAUCGGAAAGAGUCGCCAAGAUAUGCAAAGAAGGGCCGUCCUUUGCGCACUAUUCAAUCGGACUAUAGACUUCUUGACACAGAAGGAGAGGAUCUGAUAUUGAAGGAAUCCGAGUACACUUUAAUAAAGAAAAUGGAAUUAGAAGACGAAAUCAAAUUGGAUCCAGAUGUUGAAGAUGACGUGCCUUUGGAUUACGAGGAAAUCAUUUUUGCGGAUGAUCACGAUCAAGAACCUUUUGCAAAAAAUGACGUCAAUGAGUCGGUCACUCACGAGCCCGGACUUUCAAACAACGAAAUCCUCCUGAAAAAGAUCAUGGAUCAAUCCAGCCCUUCUGAAUCCCCUGAUGAACCGGACAACCACAUCGACACAGAAAAAAGCGUUCUGGGACAUUUGGGAAGCCUUAGUUCUGCUCAGAUCAAAAGCAUUCACCGUAUCUUGUCGGGCACAGAACAAACCUACAGCACCAUCAAUCAAUACAUCGUCAGCUCAAAGCUCGGUCUGUCCCAGUGCGCCACAGAAAUCUUCGAACGUAUUUUCGCCGAGAGGCAAAAGUACAAACUUGCCCAAAUUCGCAAAACUCGGCGCGCGGAACUCAAAAGAACAAAGACGUUGGAAAAAAGACGUGCCUUCUUCCAAAAAAGAAUGGAAACGCAAUCCAAAGCCAGAGAGAGAAGAAUGCAAGAGUUUGAAAGGCUGAAAAACGACCCAAAUAUGUUCUACUAUCCAGACAUCAAUUAUUGGAUAUCACGCGAAGAUCUGCUGAACCCCAUCAUUCGAAACGCUGUAUCGUCUGUUUACAACAAUCCCUCUUGGCCUCAUGAGGCCAAAAGAUCAUUCAUCGAUCGCGUAAGAAACACUCUCGCGCGACUCGAAAAGGGACCAUCCUCAAAGAAAAAAUUAAUCAUCGAAACUGUGACGAACUUCAAAUGUGAAGAUACCGCAGUACCCACGUCUGAAAAAGAUUACGAACACUACCUGGCCAUCCCAACCACGGACUGGAACGCCACCAUAUCCGAAAUAGAAGCUCUCAUGGAGCCUCUGGACCUCUCAGGCAAAUACGACCCCCCUCCCCCACCAGACAAAAAGCAAGACGUCGUUCCGCCACAUUCUUGAAAAAUUCUGUACUAUAAUCUUUACUGCUUAAAAAUGUUCAGUGACGAAUAAAACCCCUGCGGAUCCAAAAACUCUUUUCGUUCAUCGUUUUCAAUAUUGGAGGCAACGGCAAUAUUUAAGCUGUGCUCUAGCUCUAACAAAGCCAAUCUCGCAUGCUCUCUGGUCACAACGUCUUUGUCUUCCAACUCGACCAAAGCUAAUACACUUUUUAGUCUCUUCAGAUGCCCCGGAAUCACCUUCAAAAUAUCCUCCGAAAGCCCCUUGAACAGCCGGGUAAGCAAGUAAACUCCACCUCUCCUUACGUGUUCAUCCUUUUCGACCACUAUCAGCUCGUACAUCGUGGCCAUUAUUUCCUCAAUGAAGGGCAACAGCCCAUACUUCAACAGUUCGCACGUCUCCGCCAAGUCAGCCAACGCGCUCGCGCGCAUCAAUGGCUCGGGGUCCUUGUGCACGCUGGUCAUGAAUAAAUGUAUGAACUCCUCUCGAUAUUUCACCAAACAUUGUCCCAAUCUCCGUGCGACCUGCAGCAACGCCUCGCCAACACUCAACCGUAAUUCAAGGGGCUUGGCGUAAUUGACGUAUUGACCACUUAAUAGCGGAAAUGCCAGGUCAAAUGACACGUCGGCCACAGCCGCCAAGCCCUGUAUAGCGCUCAAAUAAACGUACGAAUCCUCGUUGCUCAAA